AUGGCGCGGCUGAGGCACCCCAACGUGGUGCUCUUCAUGGGGGCGGUCACGCGCCCCAACCAGCUCGCCAUCGUGACCCAGGGGAGCCUGUACCGGCUGCUGCACCGCGCCAAGGCGGACCUGGACCCGCGGCGGCGGCUGCAGAUGGCCCUCGACAUUGCGCGGGGCAUGAACUACCUCCACAGCAGCCGCCCCGCCAUUGUGCACCGCGACCUCAAGAGCCCAAACCUGCUGGUGGACAGGGACUGGACUGUCAAGGUCUGCGACUUUGGCCUGUCGCGGGUGAAGAGCACCACCUUCCUCACGUCCAAGUCCCACGGCGGCACCCCAGAAUGGAUGGCCCCCGAGAUUCUCCGCAACGAGCCCUCAGACGAGAAGUGUGACGUCUAUUCAUACGGCGUCGUGCUCUACGAGCUCGUCACCGGCCAGGAGCCGUGGCACAGCCUGAACCCUAUGCAGGUCGUCGGCGCCGUCGGGUUCGCCGGCCAGCGGCUGCAGCUGCCGCCAGAGCUGGACCCCGCGGUCGCGGCCAUCAUCCUGGCGUGCUGGAAGACGAACAGCCGCGACCGGCCGAGCUUUGAGCGGGUGCUCGACAUGCUCAAGCCGCUGAAGGAACUGUCAGUGGUGGGCGCGGCGGCCGCGGCCGGCACGGGGUUCGCCGGCGGCGUGGUCGGCGGCGGCGAGGGCGGCGGCACGCUGGGCGGGCCGCGGGGCGGGACACUGGGCGGGACGCUGGGCGGCGCCGGCGGGACGCUGCGCGGGGGGCCGGCGGCGGAGGCGCAGUCGCCGACGGGGUCUCGGCUGGGGCAGGACGCUGCACACGGCGCGGCCGAGGAGGCCGCAGCAGACCCCGUGCCGCCGGUGGCCGAGCUGGCGCCUGCGCCACCCGUGGCCGCGCCGCCCGUGGCCGCGCCGCCAGCCGCGGCGGUCGUCGUGGCCGGCGGCGGCGCCGCCCAGGAGUGGGCAUGA
Molecule: messenger RNA, 969 nt
Organism: Monoraphidium neglectum
Lineage: Eukaryota; Viridiplantae; Chlorophyta; Chlorophyceae; Sphaeropleales; Selenastraceae
Exons: 4
Coding region: 1-969 (322 amino acids)
Biological process (GO): protein phosphorylation
Molecular function (GO): protein kinase activity; ATP binding
Source: RefSeq, a predicted model, not a curated record